CUCUACAAGGAUGCCCACGAGAACCCUAAGAUGCGUCUUCACCACGGUGACUUGACGGAUUCGACCUGCUUGGUUCACAUCAUCUCCAAGGUCCUCCCCACUGAGAUCUACAACUUGGGUGCUCAGUCCCACGUCAAGGUCUCGUUCGACAUGUCCGAGUACACUGCCGAUGUCGAUGCUGUCGGAACCCUCCGUCUGCUCGAUGCCAUCCGUACCUGCGGUCUUGCCCACCUCGUUCGGUUCUACCAGGCCUCCACUUCUGAGUUGUACGGAAAGGUUCAGGAGGUCCCCCAGAGCGAGACCACUCCCUUCUACCCUCGCUCGCCCUAUGGUGUGGCCAAGAUGUACGCCUACUGGAUCACGAUCAACUACCGCGAGGCCUACAACAUGUACGCCUGCAACGGAAUCCUCUUCAACCACGAGUCCCCCCGCCGUGGCCGCACCUUUGUCACCCGCAAGAUCACCUGCGCCGUGGCGGCGAUCCAUCUCGGCAAGCAGGAGUGCCUCUAUCUUGGAAACUUGGAUGCCCAGCGUGAUUGGGGUCACGCUCGCGACUAUGUUGAGGGCAUGUGGAGGAUGCUCCAGCAGGAGAGUCCCGAGGACUUUGUCCUGGCCACGGGAGAGAUGCACACUGUCCGUGAGUUUGUCGAGAAGUCCUUCAAGGCCACGGGCAAGACGAUCCGUUGGGAGGGCUCUGCGGAGGAGGAGGUCGGUAUCGAUGAGGAGGGCAAGAUCCGCGUCCGGGUCGACCCCGCUUACUACCGUCCUACCGAGGUCGAGCAGCUCCUGGGUAACCCUGCGAAGGCCAACGCCAAGCUCGGCUGGAAGCGCACGGUCGAUUUCGAUUCCUUGGUUGAGGACAUGAUCAAGUCGGACUUGGUCGGUGUUGCUGCGGGCGAUGUCUUUAACUAGAGUUGUUAUCUAACCCAUCCAGUUUUGUAUUUCUAUAUAUAUGUUAUUUUUUCUUGGUAUGGAUAUGAACUCUUUUGCCCACAUACACACACUACUCAUACCCUUUUGUCGUUGAUCAGCACUCAAUAGUACUUUCAAUCUUCAUCGCAAAAUUUCCUCACAAUAAAAAAAAA
Gamsiella multidivaricata is the source of this 1085-nucleotide messenger RNA. Its product is annotated as GDP-D-mannose 4,6-dehydratase. Gene Ontology annotation, biological process: GDP-mannose metabolic process. The record is from RefSeq and is a predicted model, not a curated record. Gene Ontology annotation, molecular function: GDP-mannose 4,6-dehydratase activity. Bases 31 to 912 code for a protein of 293 amino acids. The transcript has 3 exons. NCBI's taxonomy places the organism in Eukaryota, Fungi, Mortierellomycota, Mortierellomycetes, Mortierellales, Mortierellaceae.